AUGCAGCAAAACAAGAGUGUAACUGAGUUCAUACUGUUAGGAUUGACACAGGAUCCUCUGAGGCAGAAAAUGGUGUUCAUAAUUUUCUUAAUCUUCUACGCUGGAACUGUGGUGGGGAAUUUGCUCAUUAUUGUGACCAUUAAGUUCAGCCGGUCUCUUGGGAGUCCCAUGUACUUCUUCCUAUUUUACUUGUCCAUUGCUGAUACUUGCUUUUCAACUUCCAUAGCCCCUAGGCUAAUUGUGGACACUCUCUCUGCAAAGAAAAUCAUAUCCUAUAAAGAGUGCAUGAUGCAAGUCUUUGCACUGCAUUUAUUUGGCUGCAUGGAGAUCUUUGUCCUCAUCUUCAUGGCUGUUGAUCGCUGUGUUGCCAUAUGUAAGCCCUUGCAUUACCCAACCAUCAUGAGAAGACAGGUUUGCAUCAUCUUGAUUAUACUUGCCUGGACAGGGUCUUUUAUACAUUCUAUAGCUCAGAUUGCUCUGGCCUUGAAAUUGCAUUUUUGUGGACCUAAUUUAAUUGAUCAUUAUUGCUGUGACUUGCAACCCUUGUUAAACCUUGCCUGUAUGGACACUUAUAUGAUCAACCUGCUGUUGAUGUCCAAUAGUGGGGCCAUUUGUUCGAGCAGUUUCUUGCUUUUGAUGAUCUCAUAUUUUGUAAUCUUGCAUUCCCUGAGAAAUCACAGUGCAGAAGGGAGGAAAAAAGCCUUUUCCACUUGUACCUCUCACAUCAUCGUGGUUAUCUUAUUCUUUGGUCCGUGUAUAUUCAUAUAUACACGUCCUCCUACCACUUUCCCCAUGGACAAGGUGGUGACAGUAUUCUAUACUAUCGGGACACCCUUUCUCAACCCACUCAUCUAUACACUAAGGAAUGCAGAAGUGAAAAAUGCCAUGAGAAAGUUAUGGAGUAUCAAAAUUACCUCAGAAAGUAAAUGAUGAAAUAAGAGUAUG
This is a messenger RNA of Loxodonta africana (African savanna elephant), 945 nucleotides long. Its product is annotated as olfactory receptor 4C11. The transcript has a single exon. The coding region runs from base 1 to 930 and encodes 309 amino acids. Gene Ontology annotation, cellular component: plasma membrane. The record is from RefSeq and is a predicted model, not a curated record. Gene Ontology annotation, biological process: G protein-coupled receptor signaling pathway. Gene Ontology annotation, molecular function: G protein-coupled receptor activity; olfactory receptor activity. Lineage: Eukaryota; Metazoa; Chordata; Mammalia; Proboscidea; Elephantidae.